Messenger RNA from Nothobranchius furzeri (turquoise killifish), 2410 nucleotides. RefSeq names its product dual specificity protein phosphatase 7. Gene Ontology annotation, cellular component: cytosol; cytoplasm. Gene Ontology annotation, molecular function: protein tyrosine/threonine phosphatase activity; MAP kinase tyrosine/serine/threonine phosphatase activity; MAP kinase tyrosine phosphatase activity. The record is from RefSeq and is a predicted model, not a curated record. Gene Ontology annotation, biological process: negative regulation of MAPK cascade; protein dephosphorylation. Lineage: Eukaryota; Metazoa; Chordata; Actinopteri; Cyprinodontiformes; Nothobranchiidae.
UGUCAACUUAAAAAAAGGGAAACCUCCCGUCCAUGACGUGAAAUGUGCGUGUCGGACCCUGGUACGGCAGUUAGUUGGUUAGGAGAGUUAUUACUAUUAAAAUCCAAGUGUUAAGAAGUCUUCAGCAACUCUUCUGUCAACUGGGACAAGUCUGUCUGAUGGACACAGAGAGGAGGAAACAGCGGGGAAGGAUUUUCGCUCCAGAAGAAGCGCCACGCGCUCGCGGAGCCACGUUCGCCGCUUCUUUUUGUUGUUGUCGUCGGCCUGAGAUGCGCUUUCUACUCGCUUGAAGUGUGUGUCGUGUGCGUGCAGCAUGCGACUGAGGUCGACAUGUCUAACGUGAGGCUGAGUAAGAGCGUGGAAUGGCUGCAGCUGGAGCUGGAGGGCGGAGGAGCGGCUCUGCUGCUGCUGGACUGCCGCUCUCACGAGCUUUAUGAAUCAUCUCACAUAGAGAGCGCCAUCAACGUGGCCGUGACCGGGCUGAUGCUGCGGAGGUUCCGGAAGGGCAACAUCCCGGUGCAGACCAUCAUCCCCACGCACGAAGACAAGGAGAAGUUCACCAGACGCUGCAAGACGGACACGGUGGUCCUGUACGAUGAGAGCUCCGUGGACUGGCAGGACGGCGGGACCACGGUCCUGUCUCUGCUCCUCAACAAGCUGCGGGAGGACGGCUGUGAAGCCUACUAUCUGCAGGGUGGCUUCGUGAAGUUCCACACAGAGUACCCAGAGCACUGUGAGACGCUCUUGGACAGCUCCUGUCCAAGCUCCUCUCCCCCCAUGCCUGUCCUGGGCUUCGGAAACCUCAGGAUCAGCUCAGACUGUUCUGAUGGUGAGUCCGACCGAGAGCCCAUCAGUGCCACGGAGCCUGAGGAGAGCCCCAUCCCCAGCAACCAGCUGGACCUCCCAGUAGAAAUCUUGCCAUACCUUUACCUGGGCUGUGCCAAAGACUCCACCAACCUGGACGUUCUUGGCCGCUACAACAUCACUUACAUCCUGAACGUCACGCCCAACCUCCCAAACAUGUUCGAGCACGACGGCCACUUCAGGUACAAACAGAUCCCCAUUUCGGACCACUGGAGUCAGAACCUGUCCAAGUACUUUCCAGAGGCCAUUUCAUUUAUCGAUGAGGCUCGGUCGAAGCGUUGCUGCAUCCUGGUGCACUGCCUCGCUGGCAUCAGCCGCUCAGUCACCGUCACUGUGGCCUACCUGAUGCAGAAACUCAACCUCUCGCUGAACGAUGCCUACGACUUUGUGAAGAGGAAGAAAGCAAACAUUUCCCCAAACUUUAACUUCAUGGGUCAGCUCCUGGACUUUGAGAGGACUCUUGGGCGGCACACCCCCUGUGAUAACCGCCCCAGCAGCGAGGAGCAGCUCUUCUUCACCACACCGACCAAUCACAACGUCUUUCAUCUGGAGUCAACAUGAAGACCGUUGCGUCCCGUGGUGUCUCUUGUUCUCUCUCGGCCUGUCAGACACCAGAAGGACAGAAUCCACAAGUUCAGACUAUUUUUGAUCUAGGUGCCUUAAAGUCCAACACACGGGAGAUUUCUGCCACACAUUAAACAUCACACACAACAGGAGGACAUUUCCUUUAAAGCUUUGGAUUGUUAUUCACUUUUUACAUACAUUUUUCUUGUAUUGGUUCUAAAUACUGCCUUUAUCUAGAACAACUGUGGCCAAACCUGACAUGUUUUGUAAUUCAAGCUGAUGGAAAUAAGCUACCAUGGACAGUUUCCACUACGGAGAACAUUUUCUUCUGUUUUUACACAAAAUCUCCUAAUCUGGGAUUCAGUAUUAGUCUGUAAACUCUUUGGGGAAUGGUUGUAUAAACAUUCAAACUCUUUUUUCUUGUUAAGUUUCAGUCUUUCACAUUGCAGAAGCACUCUAGUACAAUUUAUCAUAAAAGACCCUGAUCCAGGAGGGACCUUCUUCUUUAUUUCUGUGUGUUUUUAUGCUGAGGCCUUGGCCGUUCUGUGUUCAUUAUCAUGUUGAGGUAAAGAGUUCGAACUGGCUUUCCCUACAGCGGACGCGAGCAGCUAUCUCCGUAACAAACUGGAUGUGCGUGUGUUUUUGUUCUGCCACUCUUCGUCCUGCAGCUACUUGUUCUGCGGUACAGCAGAGCGUUGGUGUGAUGAGCUGGUGUGUCUUUUCUUUUGAACAAAUGAAUGAAAGAAAGCACACGAGACUGGGGUGCUCUUACCUCAACACCAGAUACUUUCAGGGAUUUUUUAUGUGAGGCGACUGCAUGUCAUCUUGGCCGAUUGGUUCGGUGUAAACAUGUUUUUGUAACCCGUGAAGGAUAUGAAAGUGACCCUGUUGAAAUCCUUUUGUAUGGAAAAUCUAAAGUUAAAAAUCCAAGGCAUUCUGUUCAAGGUUUUACAAAAAUAAAUUGUAUAUUUUUACUUAAAAA